UCUCAGGAUUCACCUCAAAGAUCCAAUUUCAAGUGUCGACUCGUUGGGAUCUCUGCUUACUGUAGUGUCAGUAAACAUGUUUUUCCUGACUGACACAUGAACCAUGACGUGACUGUUAGCGGUUUACUUUCGGCUCCAUCAUGAACGACAUCAUGGAGGAACAGGAGAAGGAACAGGACAAUCUGGUAGCUGGGUCUCCCUCCAUGACAGCAGGCAGUAGCAGGAGCGGCAGAACCAAGCCGGCUGCAGACGGAGUUAACAGAGCGGCGGUCGAGAAGAGAGGACCGUAUAUAAUGGCCAAAUCUAUCAACAUGAAACUGCAGAGACCCAGAGAAAUGGCCAGGAGAGUGUUUAAGAAGAAAGGUUUUUCCUCCGGGGUAACAGUCAUGCAGCAGCCCAGACACGGAUCUAAGAAUGUGAAGUUUAAUAAAGGAUACGCAGCACUCAGUCAGAACGCAGAAGAUCCACUGGUGUCUCUGGACUCAGACAGUGAUGUAGAGCUGGAGUAUUCGUCUGGAUAUUCUUCAGCAGAGAUUCAUCCAGAUCUCAGCCGCCAGCUGCUAAAAGACGGAUACCGGCUAGACGAAAUCCCUGACGACGAGGAUCUGGACCUCAUUCCUCCCAAAGCCAUGGGUUCAUCCAUCUGCUGCUGCUCGUCCGACGGCCCGUCGUGCUGCCUGCAGUGACCCCAACCCAGGAAGCGGCUUUUGCUCAGCGCAGGAGCGAAAUCACGCCUUUAAAACAGAAUCCGUUACUGAAGCGAGCGUACCUCUGCAUCGUGGAACCGUCUGAAGUCCUACCACACCACAGAGGAACGUUCCUGACCUCCUGUAGCGAUGUCACUAAUCUAACCCCACAUCCUCAGCGUUUCCCCAGCAGACGAACAGAGACAUGGUUAAUUACUGUCAUGCAGUUUUAGCGAAAGGUCACGGCGUGAGAGUCGGAAUUAUAUCGACACGCAUGUACGUAUCUGCAUGAUCUCUGCGUACCGCAUCUGUAGCAUAGCAAAUUUCUGUUCUUGUCUGCGUCCCUGUACUGAGAAAAGACGGCGCUUGCGAGAUACCUGCACUUUCCUGGAAUGUUUUUAUAAACCUAAAAACUCUAAAUCUGUAUAAUUCUGAGAUGGGACUGCUGUUUCAGACAACGAACGUAGCCCAAAGUAAACACAGAAGUGCCUCUGUUUUGAUUUGUAAAUAAACCCAGAUGCUACAGAUGUGGUGCAGAACAGGUUACAAUAACUAACAUUCUCCGCCCCCUUUUUUAUUAUAUCAGAAAACAGAAGCAAGUGAUGGAGCAAGAUCUGAUCUGACUCCUCCUCAACUAAAUCACUGACUUCUCACCUAUUGUGUGAAUCUGUGGAAGUUCUUCCUUCCUUCAGAUAUGUUAAGAUAUGUUAAUCUAACACUUACACUUAAGCUUUCCUUCGUAUAUAUUACUGACACCUCCACGCUUUAAAACAUUGCACUCUGACGAACGGCUGCCUGGAGAGAUGAGAGAGCAGUAUUUUCUUUUCUUUUUGUUUUCUCUUCAGUUUUUAAUGGCAUUACAUUACACGUUACUGAUAUGUGAGGGGGGAAAAAACAGUAAACCAGCUGUCUAUUUUUUACUUAUUAUUUUUAUGUACACUUGUAUUGUGCUUGUUUUUUUUUUUGUAAACUAAUAGAUUAUGCUUUAGUAGUGAAGGUUUCAUGGCAUUUAAAGGUGCAUUUCGCGAUAUUUGCUCGUUUGGGAUUUUGUUUACAUUUUUUCAGACCCAGAAAUUUGCUCCGACUCCAAAUCACCAUGAAAGUUUUUUAAAGAUAAGAAGAGAGAGAUUCUGAGAUUCACCUCGCGGUAUGAGAGUGAGAAGAGUGACAAGGUUGUGAUGUAGUUAGUUAUAGCAUCGAGGCGUAUCACAACAUAUAACGUGUAUUGUGUAUAAAUAUAUCGAAUCGAAUUAAUAUAUCUUUUGUUUUGUGAAAGUACAUAACAUUCGGUCGGGCAACAUGUGUGCUCUUAAUCCAUCAUGUGCUCCUGCCACCAUGUUUCACACCACUUAAGGUGCUUGGACCCCUGUGUCACUUUAGCCCCGUGUUUGUCAAACAAACCCAGAAUUUCUCUCGGAUAAAAUGUAAAAAACUUUUAAGACCCGAAUCGUAUCACUACGUCGUUGCACACAGUCUUUUACUUUAUUACACGUUUAAUACAAUUCAGCUUCAAUCUGUUGCACAUUUCAAUAUAGGAAAAUAAACCAGGACAAAGAGCAGGUCUUUUACUUCAUUUACCUAUAAGGGACACUGUGAUAUUUUAUUUUCUCCACAUUUGAAUGGAAAAUAAAUAAGAAAAGAAAGGAUUGCAAACCUCCUGUGCUAGGAUAAGUAGGACUUAUGUUGAGUAAAGUGUUUAGUGUUAAAUGGAAGCGUAUUAAACUACACGUUUGUGUGAGGGGAAAAAAAAGAAAAGGGAUGUGUUUGAUUAGUUAGCUGAGAGAUUAUUUACCAUGUUGAUGCUUUGUGUGUGUGUGUGUGUGUGUGUGUGUGUGUGUGUGUGUGUGUGUUGUUUGGAGUGAACGUUAUUGUUGCACUUGGAGCUCUGAGUGGACUUUUCCUCUCCUUCACUAUGCAACUAAUCGGACAAUCUUUCUUCUUCACCCUCUAAGUAGCGAUUAUGGAUCAUCACUCACGCAAUAACUUCACUUUGUUUUCAGUGUGAAAACCUUUUUUUUUUUUUUUAUUUCCAUCUACAUAUUAAAAAUAUAAAAAGACUUGCAUUGUUAGUUGAACAUACCUGUAAAAUAUAACGGCUUUUUACUGUAAGUAAUCAGUAACCAGUAUUUGAAUAAACUAUGUUUGAGUUUA
Tachysurus vachellii is the source of this 2837-nucleotide messenger RNA. RefSeq names its product family with sequence similarity 219 member B (gene fam219b). Bases 141 to 686 code for a protein of 181 amino acids. The transcript is spliced from 7 exons. Lineage: Eukaryota; Metazoa; Chordata; Actinopteri; Siluriformes; Bagridae. The record is from RefSeq and is a predicted model, not a curated record.